Messenger RNA from Metarhizium album ARSEF 1941, 771 nucleotides. RefSeq names its product Asp/Glu/hydantoin racemase. The transcript is spliced from 2 exons. Bases 1 to 771 code for a protein of 256 amino acids. The record is from RefSeq and is a predicted model, not a curated record. Lineage: Eukaryota; Fungi; Ascomycota; Sordariomycetes; Hypocreales; Clavicipitaceae.
AUGGGGGAUUCGGUUUCGUCCUCCAAAUCCAAAAUGCGCAUACUGCUCCUCAAUCCCAACUCCUCCCAAGACAUGACCAGCCGCAUGGUCCGGGCUGCCGAAUCCACACCGGUAUCCAAUUCUGUGCAAGUGCACCCCAUGACAGCCAGCUGUGCCGCCCCCUCCAGCAUCGACGACAGCCAAGACAUCCAAUCCAGCACGACAGUCGUGUUGAGCGAGUUGCCGCCCGCAGAUUUUGCCCGGAACAACUGGGAUGCCAUCCUGGUCGCCUGCUUUAGCGUCCACAGCCUCGUCCCAGCACUGUCAAACUGGUUCGAGGGACCGGUGACUGGCAUCUUUGAAGCCAGCAUCUUGACCGCCAUGUCUCUGCUGGGACCCGGCGAGCAAUGGGGAAUCGUUACAACGGGCAGGUUCUGGGAGAAACAUCUGUCUGAUGGCGUGUGUGAGUUCCUGGGCGCCGACCCACGCCGCAGCACCAAAUUUGCUGGUGUUGCCACGUCGGGCUUGACGGCGGGCGACUUUCAUACCGUCUCGCCAGAAGAGGUCAGUGCAAAGUUGAGCCUGGCUGCGAAAGGGCUUCUCGAAUCUGGCAACAUUGCGUGCGUGGUCCUGGGCUGCGGCGGAAUGGCUGGACUGGAGGAUAUCAUCCGUUGCGCCGCCGUACAUGUAUACGGGGAGCAGAGAGCCAGGAAGUUGUACAUCGUGGAUGGUGUCAAGGCAGGUAUUAUGCAGCUUCAUCAGUGCAUAAAUGGCGCGAGGACCUUCAGAUAA